Ceutorhynchus assimilis (cabbage seed weevil) is the source of this 412-nucleotide messenger RNA. Lineage: Eukaryota; Metazoa; Arthropoda; Insecta; Coleoptera; Curculionidae. The record is from the annotation of a GenBank genome assembly.
AUGGAUGUAAGGGAAGUUUGCAGGCUUUGUCCUUUUGGUGUGGACAAAGCCAAGUUAGUUAGUGUUUUUGACGAACGACUUUCGGCCAGAAGCAGAAAUUACAUAAAAAAAGCGAUUUUGGUUGCUACUGGAAUUGAGAUAGGAGAUUAUAGUUGCAAUGGAAAAUCAAGGAAAAACGGUUUGGAAAUAUCCAGAAAAUGUAAAUGGCAAUUGGUGUGUCCUGAACUUUCAAGGCCUGCAGAUACAAUUCUAAUGGAUAUUGAGGAAUAUUUUGAGGAGCAACCAGGAAUACACAUAUCGACAUGCCGGGAUGCCUACAUACCUACAAGACUGUUUUCAUGACGUCAUAGCAGAGGAAGAAAGUAUAUUUAUUUUACAAGAAACCAAAUAAUUAUCGUGCAUUGUAUUUUAA